Molecule: messenger RNA, 2641 nt
Organism: Gopherus flavomarginatus (Mexican gopher tortoise)
Lineage: Eukaryota; Metazoa; Chordata; Testudines; Testudinidae
Gene: IFT46
Product: intraflagellar transport 46
Exons: 14
Coding region: 333-1445 (370 amino acids)
Biological process (GO): cilium assembly; intraciliary transport
Cellular component (GO): intraciliary transport particle B; centrosome; motile cilium
Source: RefSeq, a predicted model, not a curated record
UUUCCGGCUUGCCCCCCGGAGCGCCGUGUCGGUAAGCGGGGAGACUCGCGCUGCCUCUGAGCCCCCCGUCACGGGCCGCUCUGACCUGCUUCUUCCCCCCUGUUUUGGGGGCUGGAGACGGUCUAGCACGUGUCUGUACACAGCCCCCGCCCCGGCCGGCCUGGAAGAUGCCCCCCAGCGGGCGAGCUGAGCCCCAUGGGGCGCUGUGCAUGGCCAAGGACAGGGAGUGAGUGAGGGCUUCUCCAUGCCACCAGACUGAAGCUGGAGGGAGCUUGGUUUAGAUUGAGCUAGAGCACAGACCAGUCCGGGCCUUGUCCAUCUGAAGACUGCGCAUGGCUGGGCCAGGCGAAGAUGGCCUCCAGGCGGCGGGCAGCACCCUGAAAGGCCGGGACAUGGCGGAGGCCCUGCAGACCAAAAUAGUUGAAAACCAGCCCUAUGAUGAGAGUCUAGAGAUUAACGACUCAGAAGAGGUUGCCAGUAUCUACACGCCAACUCCACGGCAGCUAGGUCCUAGGUCCACGCGCCCACAGCUCAAAAAUAUGGCUGAUAACAGCAGUGAUGAGUAUGAUGAAGAAAUAAACAAGGAGAAGAAGGUAGCCCAGUUGGCCCCCCAGCGAGGAUUUAGUGAGCAUGAGGAUGGAGAGGAUGAAGACGAUUCAUCUGAAACUGACUCGGAUGAUGAAGAUGAUGAAGAGGAGCAUGGAGCCCCUCUGGAGGGUGCCUACAACCCUGCUGAUUAUGAGUAUCUACCAGUGUCUGCAGAGAUUCAAGAGCUCUUCCAGUAUAUAAGGAGGUACACUCCACAAUUGAUAGAGCUUGAACAAAAACUGCAGCCUUUCAUUCCAGACUUCAUUCCAGCUGUUGGGGACAUUGAUGCCUUCUUAAAGGUUCCACGUCCCGAUGGGAAGCCAGAUAACCUUGGCCUGUUGGUACUGGAUGAGCCAUCCACGAAACAGUCAGAUUCCACAGUGCUCUUUCUCUGGUUAACGGAAAACUCCAAACAGCACAAUGUUGCACAAAUAAAAGUGAAGAGCUUGGAGAAUGCAGAGAAGAAUCCCAAAGCCAUUGAUAACUGGAUCGAGAGCAUCAGCGAGUUACAUCGCUUCAAACCUCCUGCUACUGUUCACUACACCAGGCCAAUGCCUGAUAUUGAGACUCUGAUGCAGGAAUGGUCCCCAGAAUUUGAGGAGCUCUUGGGAAAGGUAACCCUUCCAACAGCAGACAUCAACUGUGGCCUGGCUGAGUAUAUUGACAUGAUAUGUGCUAUUCUGGACAUUCCUGUCUAUAAGAAUCGGGUCCAGUCCCUGCAUGUCCUCUUCUCACUGUAUUCAGAGUUCAAGAACUCACAGCAUUUCAAAGCCCUGGCUGAAGGAAGAAAGGUAGGGAGUCCUCCAUCAAAUCCACCUUCACAAGCAGGAGAGACAGAAGUGUUAAGCUUCAGUUGAGGAAAAGAUCCUUUCUUCAUGAGCUGGGGCCUGCACCUAGGAGUAGAGCCUUCGCCUAAGCCAAUCAGCAGACCAAGGCAAAGCAUUACCGAAACCUCCAUCUGUCUGUACGUACCGGCAGCUGGACAGUGUACGACUCAGAUGAAUUAGUAAAGGUUAGAAUUUAGCUCGUGGUGUUUAAUUGUAAAUGCUGCAUGACCCUCUUUCUUUGGCUCAUUCCCAGAGGAUUCAGCAUUAAACAGGUGCUUGUGAGUGGGAGUACAUCAGCAAGGAUAACAAUGUCAUUGGUACCUGAAAUCAGCUUGGGCAGAGCAUCUCCUUAAUGACAUAACCUUCACACUGCCCAUGCAGCUGUUUGGACUCAUAAGAACAGCUGUACUGGGUCAGACCAAAGGUCCAUUUAGCCCAGUAUCCUGUCUACUGACCGUGGCCAAUGCCAGGUACUCCAGAGGGAGUGAACCUAACAGGUCAUUGAUAAAAGUGUUAAACAGCAUAGGGCCAAGAACCAGUCCCUGCGGGACCCCACUGGAAACACACAGUGCUGAUGAUGAUUCCCCAUUUACAGUUACAUUUUGAGACCCAUCAGUUAGCCAGUUUUUAAUCCAUUUACUGUGCUGUGUUCAUUUUAUAGUCUACUUUUCUUAAUGAAAAUGUUAUGCAGUACCAAGUUAAAUGCCUUCCAGAAGUCUAUUUCAUCAAUACUUUUACGUUUAUCAACCAAAUUUGUAAUCUCCUCAAAAAAAGAUAUCAAGUGAUUUGACAGGAUCUAUUUUCCAUGUACCCAUGUUGAUUUGCAUUAAUUACAUCCUUCUUUAAAUCUUUAUUAACCAAGUCCCAUAUUAGCCACUGCAUUGUCCUGCCCAGGAUCGAAGUCAGGUUGACAGGCUUACAAUCACCUGGGUUGUCCCAUUUAAUCUUUUUAAAAAAUUGGUACAUUAGCUUUCUCCUAGUCUUCUGGAACUUCCCCAGUGCUCCAAGCCUUAUUGGAAAUAAACAAAAAUAGUUCACUGAUCGCCUCAGCCAGCUUACUAAAAUUUUUUGGAUGCAAGUUAUCUGGACCUGAUUAUUUAAAAAUGUCUAGCUUCUGUUUAACACUCUCCAGACAUAUUAGUGGAAUGGAAAGUAUUAUCAUCACCAUGUGAUGAGAUUAUAUCAUCUGUUUUUUCCCCAAAUACAGAACAGAAAUAUUUAUUGAA